AUGCGAUUCAAUUCCAUUACACAUGCUGGAGGUGUGAACAGUAUCGAAAACUUCGCGCGAAGUCUGACACGAGCUUCCGCAUUCCACGAGAUUACUCCGCGUCGUCCAUCAUUUAUACUUGCAGAAGAUAGUACCGAGGAAGGUGAUGGUGAAGAUCUAGAAUAUGGAGGAGUGCAGACGGACUAUGGGCGGAUACCUCGUUCUUCCUUGAUUAGAGAGCAGUUGCGGAGAUCGACUUCAGAUAAUACGGUUGAUGAUGAGUCUGCACUUGGAGAUGAAACAGAAAGCAGCCUGUCCCGAGUCGCCAGUCACAGGAAGUCCGAGGGGGAACGUGUUGCUGGAGGCGAUCAUGCAAGCGUACAAGGAAGUGUAAGGGGGAACCAAUCUAUCUUUGCGAUUGCCCCGCAUCUAUCAACUCCUCUAGCAGGAAGCUAUGGAACAUCUUACGGUACAUUACGUUCAACCUUGAACGAAUCAUCCAUGAUUCAUGCCGGCCAGCUUUGGCGACAACAACAAGCUACCGGCGCAAAUGUUGCAGACGAGGAACACUUGCCACUGAUUGUCAAGGAGGUCGAAGAAGAUGGGAAAAUUGUGCUUGUGGUUGAGGGGCAGUCCACUCUCCCACAGACAAUCCUUAACUCCACAAACGUUCUCAUUGGAUGGCUCACUCUUCCACUUUCGUUCGGCCUAAUGAUGUCGCCUUGGGGUGGACACUCGGUCUUUCCCAACAUUUAUCGUGACAUGAGACAUCCAUAUAAAUUUGACAAAGCUGUCAAAUAUACAUUCAGUUUCACAUAUGUGCUCGAUGCUACAACUGCACUAGCUGGAAUAUUGAUGUUUGGAGAUAACGUCAUGGAUGAAGUCACAGCCAAUAUUAUCGGAAACUCAAGCUACCCCCGCAGCUUAUCUCUUAUGAUAUGCAUAUUCAUUGCCAUCAUUCCUUUGACUAAAGUUCCACUGAACGCUCGUCCCAUCGUGUCUACAAUCGAAUUGCUCUGUGGACUUGACUCUCGCGCCAUGGCUGAAUCAUCGGCCCUUACUGGACUCUCGGGUUACACCCGUGGUAUAAUGAAAAUCGCCGUUCGCAUCAUUGUACUCAUUGUAUUUGUGAUCAUAGCAAUCCUCUUUCCAGCUUUCGAUAGUAUUAUGGCGUUCAUGGGUUCGGCUUUGUGCUUUAGCAUUUGCGUGAUUCUGCCGCUUCUGUUCUACGUCAAGAUCUUUGGGAAAGAGAUUACUAGGAGAGAACUGAUCUUGGAUUAUUGCUUGAUUGUCAUUAGUUCUAUAAUGGCGAUCGUGGGUACUGUUUGGGCUUUCUUGCCCAAAGAUCUCAUUCAUGCCGAAUAA
This is a messenger RNA of Sclerotinia sclerotiorum 1980 UF-70, 1344 nucleotides long. RefSeq lists its product as hypothetical. The transcript is spliced from 4 exons. Bases 1 to 1344 code for a protein of 447 amino acids. The record is from RefSeq and is a predicted model, not a curated record. Lineage: Eukaryota; Fungi; Ascomycota; Leotiomycetes; Helotiales; Sclerotiniaceae.